Messenger RNA from Phaeoacremonium minimum UCRPA7, 1788 nucleotides. Its product is annotated as putative regulatory factor sgt1 protein. Gene Ontology annotation, cellular component: nucleus. Lineage: Eukaryota; Fungi; Ascomycota; Sordariomycetes; Togniniales; Togniniaceae. The transcript is spliced from 2 exons. The coding region runs from base 1 to 1788 and encodes 595 amino acids. The record is from RefSeq and is a predicted model, not a curated record.
AUGCUCUUUAUCAUAGACUCACAGCUCGACCCUCGCAAGUCACUGUCGGCCCUGGAAACAGUGCGCAAAACGGCUUUCCAGCUCUCAGACCAACUCACAAAGGAAUACAUAUGGCAUCGAGAUGCAUUCAAUCUUGAGAGCAAGAGCCAAGAAGGUCUAUUGUAUCUUCAUGGUAUAACCGAUUAUGGAGACUCUGUAGAAGACGAGUGGCUGAUUGUUUACAUCCUCCGAGAGUUGACUAAACAGUUCUCAAAUCUCUGGGUCCGCGUCUUUGAUAGUGACGGAGAGUUUCUCCUCAUAGAAGCCGCCAAUGUCUUGCCCAAGUGGCUCAGCCCUGAAAGUGAUGCCAACCGAGUCUGGAUACAAGGAGGUCAGCUAAGGCUGCUACCGGCUGCUACGGAUUCAGGCCCGGCAAUGAGGAAUUUGAGAUUGCUUGACGCCGUGCAAUUUAUCAAGUCAACUCCCGAGUUGAUGGUCCACUCCGCAUUUGUCGAAGCUGAGGCAUUCUACCGACUAGACAAGUACCCCGACCAGAUACAGAAAAUGAUCCACUGCGCAAGAGUCAAGAUCCCCAGGAAAUUGGCGUAUAUUCUUCAUCGACGGCCAAAGGCCAUCGCCCCAGCUGUAGAGGCAUUCUACUUGCGAGACCCCCUCACCCUGAAGCCAUUAAUGUCAAAAGCUGUAGAGAAGCUUGUUUUCCCGCCGCUGGACUUUGUCACUGUCAGUGUGCGCUUCACUCGAGUUCUGUACGCACAGUUAAAGUCACAGAGAUUUGAGCCUCCACCCCCCUGGCAAAAUAUUAUGCGAUCAUCGGACCGAAACUCACCUUCAGGAGAUAGCGAUGACAAGGAUUUCUCAAUGCUUGACCUGGGUAUGAAAGUAGCUUGCGGUUUUGAGAUGCUUGCCGCCAGUGCCUCGAAGAGCAAGAGCCGAGUGGCCGUGGAAGUUGCCAUGCUACUCGAGGACCUGGAAGAGGACGGGGAUCAGGCCCUUCCAUCAGAUGUCGAGAUCAAAAGCUGGGAUGACGUCGAACGGGAUGACGAUGACUCCUGGAUGGACGUCAACUACGACGACUUUGAACAAGAGCUUGACGGCAAGAAGAAUCAGUCAGGAAAAUCAGCCUUUGGGGAUAGCACGGCUCAGGCGGAUCUGCGCAAGAUCGUAUCACGAUUUGAGGCUUUCUUGAACGAUGACCAAGCCGGUUUGGACGGGGCCGAGCUUGACGAAAUGGACGAAGAUGACGAUGAUGAUGAGGAUUAUGACGACAGUGAAAGCGAGGACCGAGAGGUGAGCUUUGAUGAGCAAGAGUUUGCUCGUAUGAUGAAGGAAAUGAUGGGUUUCCCAUCGACGGAAACAGACGCGAACAAGUCACGGACGAUGAAAGGAAAAGGCAAGGAGGUUAGCUUCGACAGCCGCAAAGACGCCGCUCAGGAUGAAGAGGAUGACGAAAUCCAAAAGCUGGCUGAAUUGAUGGAGAAAGAGCUCAACGAGCAUGGCGCUCUCAAUUUAGAUCCAACGCCGACUAAGCUGAGAGCCCUCAGGGACAAGGCAUCUGAAGUCUCUACGGGAGAGCCUUCAACCAAGGCAAUCGCACCUACGCAGCUCGACGAGGAGCAAGAUAGCGAUGCAGAAGAGGUGGAUGUAGACUAUAAUCUCGCGAAGAACCUCCUUGAGAGCUUCAAGAGUCAGGCUGGUGUUGCAGGCCCCGCAGGAAACAUCCUUGGCAUGAUGGGCCUUCGCCUCCCACGAGAUGAAGACGAUGAUCGCGAGGAUGAUGGCAAGAAGUAA